AUGGUGGUGACGGAUAGUGAGGAUGGUUGUGGAGAUCACGGGAUGUUGACGCCGAUGUUGAUUGUCGUAAUUGGUGACGAAAAAGGUUAUAACGACGGUGAUUAUGAAGAAUGGGAGCCACUUGAGCCUGGACUGAAGUUAGCUGUAACACUGAGGCAUCUAGCUACUGGUGUGAAUUAUGCAGAUCUGAUGUAUUCCUUCCGUGUGGCCCGAAACUCCAUAUCACUCUUCGUACCUGAAGUCUGCGAAGCAAUCAUCUCAGCAUACAAAGAAGCAGUCAUGCCAGACAACAUCCCCGAAGAAGAUUGGUUGCGCAUAUCAGCAGAGUUUGAAAAAGUCUGGAACCUUCCACAUGCUUGCGGUGCGUUGGAUGGCAAACACAUCAGAAUCAAAAAGCCUGCUGACUCUGGUUCGUUGUUUUACAACUACAAGAACUUAUUCUCUAUGGUGAUGAUGGCUGUAGUGGAUGCUGACUACAAGUUUAUAUGGUUGAGUGUUGGUUCAUAUGGAAGUUCCUCUGAUGGCCAGAUAUUCAACAACUCAGAACUGCGACCAAUGCUGGAAGAAGGAACCCUGGGCCUUCCACCACCAUCUCCCCUUCCACAUGAUGACAGAGACACUCCCUACUUUCUGAUUGGUGAUGACGCCUUUCCACUCAGACCAUGGAUGGUGAAACCAUACUCAAGAAGACAUCUGGACCAUGACGAGCGCAUCUUCAACUACAGACUGUUUCCUGCACGUAGAGUUGUGGAGAAUGCUUUUGGCAUUCUUGCCAUGAGAUUCCAGAUUCUGCUUGGAACUAUGCAACAAGUACCAGAAACAGUAGAUUCCAUCGUCUUGGCCUGUACUACCCUCCACAACUUACUAAGGAUCAGACAGCCUGCAGCACUACGCCAGUAUGUUGAUGAAGAAGACAACAGUCACAACUUAGUUCCAGGACAAUGGAGACAGGGUACGGAACUUGCUGAUGGAGAGGCAUGUUAUCAGAGAAAUGUUGCCAACGCUGCUGGUACCGCACAAAGGAACUAUCUUAAAGAGUACUUAAACUCCGAGGCAGGGGCUGUGGAAUGGCAGGAGAACAUGAUUUGA
Molecule: messenger RNA, 1089 nt
Organism: Gigantopelta aegis
Lineage: Eukaryota; Metazoa; Mollusca; Gastropoda; Neomphalida; Peltospiridae
Product: protein ALP1-like
Exons: 2
Coding region: 1-1089 (362 amino acids)
Source: RefSeq, a predicted model, not a curated record